AUGUUUCGUCGCAACAACAACUGGCAGCGGCCUAAUUUGGCACUGGAUGCCGCAGCACCCCCCUUUGGGCCCCCGAUAGAGUCGAUCGCCAUCGCCGACUUGGCGAAGUCGGCAUCCAAGUACUCGUCUUCUGCUACAGUAACUGACUGUGAGGUCCUUGCAUCAUACAAUUGGUUGGACAGAGCGCAGCCGACAAUGAAGGUCCCAGGCGCACCACCGAGAUGGACGCCGCUGAGCGCACCUCGUCAAUUGUAUGAAGACAGCGGCGUCUACUAUCGCGACAAAAACGCGGCGAGAUAUGCUUCGCAUCCAAUGGAGCCCGCCAUCAGAGCCAUCUUGACGAUGCAGCCGGAGGCACCCAGCAAGCAAGUCGACAUCGUCGCUUGUGGAAGCACACUGGGCAAUCUUCUUCGAUUUGUGAGACGCGACGAGCGGCCCUUCCGUAUGUUGGUAGAAGUCGUCGGCAACACGGUGCACCUGAUCCGCAGAGAAAAUUCGCCCACGGCAACGAUCCCAGACGUUCGAGGCUACGGCCACACGUUUCCAGAGGCCUACACCACAUGGGAUGCAGAUGUCCGCGGCUCAGCUUCUCACCAGCGGAUUCUCAGAUACGACUUUGGCGGACUCGGCUGCAUCGUCCGGCACGAGGGUGACGGCUAUCUGAAGGACCGACUGGGUUCGACGGCGCAACCCAAGCGUGAGCGCGGAGCUGCAGAUCCCGUCAAAGAUCUCGUCGCCAGCCUAGCGGACAACAACAUGACAUCGAAGACACCCGCGACUUCUUCUCAGUUGCAAAUGCUGUCGGGGGGCUUCAAGGUUCCGCAAUCAGCAGUCUUCGAUCUCAAGACACGAUCGAGCAUUCGUCGAGGCCGCGACUUCCUCGGCGAAGAGCUUCCUCGCAUGUGGGUGGCGCAGAUACCGAACUUCGUCCUGGCAUAUCAUAACCGAGGUGUCUUCAACGACAUUGAAGUCAUCGACGUGUCUUCCAAGCUCAAGGAUUGGGAGAGGGAGCAGAACAAUGAACUCUCACAGCUAGCAGCACUUCUGCACCGCAUCGUCGAUGUUGCCCAACCGAAUCACAGGCUGGAGAUUGCUCACCGUGUGCCAGGGAAGCUGGAAGUGUUGAAGCAGACUCCCGGUUUGCCCGCUUUGUGUUCGGGAGGCGUGCUGUUCAAGUGGAUUCGCUGGUUGGGUACCGCUGGCACCGUCAUGUUCAGUAGCGACGGUGAGUAUGACUCUGACGUGGGCGGGGGCGACCUUGGUUGGAGCGAUAGCGACAAAGAUGACCGGGAUUUCACUGCUUGUUCGCAGGAAUGUUCGUAUUGCGGCCGAUGUACUUACUGA
Molecule: messenger RNA, 1344 nt
Organism: Colletotrichum siamense
Lineage: Eukaryota; Fungi; Ascomycota; Sordariomycetes; Glomerellales; Glomerellaceae
Exons: 2
Coding region: 1-1344 (447 amino acids)
Source: RefSeq, a predicted model, not a curated record